This is a messenger RNA of Gadus morhua (Atlantic cod), 3957 nucleotides long. RefSeq names its product catenin (cadherin-associated protein), alpha 2 (gene ctnna2). The transcript is spliced from 18 exons. The record is from RefSeq and is a predicted model, not a curated record. Bases 202 to 2919 code for a protein of 905 amino acids. Gene Ontology annotation, cellular component: actin cytoskeleton; adherens junction; catenin complex. Gene Ontology annotation, molecular function: beta-catenin binding; structural molecule activity; cadherin binding. Lineage: Eukaryota; Metazoa; Chordata; Actinopteri; Gadiformes; Gadidae. Gene Ontology annotation, biological process: cell-cell adhesion; cell migration.
AGGGAUUGGCAGAAAAGGGGGAAGGCAUUUCCUGACACCGACAGUCGCGCGUGCAUCAAAUUCAGCACCACAAGCUUGAGGAAAGCGCUUGGAUUUGAGCUAGCAAACGAUAUUUGAGGACACUCAACACGUACUAUUUGGGGAAUAUCGCCGUUGAACGUUCCGUCGGACCCACAGGAAGUGUUAGUUGCACCGGAAACCAUGACGUCUGCCACGUCCCCCAUCCUCUUGAAAUGGGACCCAAAGAGCCUGGAGAUCCGCACCCUGACAGUAGAGAGGCUGCUGGAGCCGCUGGUCACACAGGUGACCACCCUGGUGAACACCAGCAACAAAGGCCCGUCGGGGAAGAAGAAGGGGCGCUCCAAGAAGGCCCACGUGCUGGCCGUGUCCGUGGAGCAGGCCACCCAGAACUUCCUGGAGAAGGGUGAGCAGAUCGCUAAAGACAGCCAGGACCUGAAGGAGGAGCUCAUCGCUGCCGUGGAGGAUGUCCGCAAGCAAGGGGAGACCAUGCGCGUGGCCUCGUCGGAGUUCGCCGACGACCCCUGCUCCUCGGUGAAGCGCGGCACCAUGGUGAGGGCGGCCCGCGCGCUCCUCUCGGCCGUCACCCGCCUGCUCAUCCUGGCCGACAUGGCCGACGUCAUGAGGCUGCUGGCGCACCUGAAGAUAGUGGAGGAGGCCCUGGAGGGAGUGAAGAAUGCGACCAAUGAGCAGGACCUAGCCAACCGUUUCAAAGAGUUUGGGAAGGAGAUGGUGAAGCUCAACUAUGUGGCAGCUCGCAGACAGCAGGAGCUGAAGGACCCCCAGUGUCGGGACGAGAUGGCGGCGGCUCGCGGCGCACUGAAGAAGAACGCCACCAUGCUCUACACCGCCUCGCAGGCCUUCCUGCGGCACCCGGACGUGGCGGCCACGCGCGCCAACCGCGACUACGUCUUCAAGCAGGUGCAGGAGGCCAUCGCCGGCAUCUCCAGCGCCGCCCAGGCCAACUCCCCCGUGGACGAGAAGCACGGGCACGCCGGCAUCGGAGAGCUGGCCGCCGCCCUCAACGAGUUUGACAACAAGAUCAUCCUGGACCCGCUGACGUUUAGCGAGGCCCGCUUCCGGCCCUCCCUGGAGGAGCGUCUGGAGAGCAUCAUCAGCGGCGCCGCCCUCAUGGCCGACUCCUCGUGCACGCGGGAUGACCGCCGCGAGCGCAUCGUGGCCGAGUGCAACGCUGUGCGCCAGGCCCUGCAGGACCUGCUGAGCGAGUACAUGAACAACACUGGAAGGAAGGAGAAAGGUGACCCACUGAACUCGGCUAUUGACAAGAUGACAAAGAAGACCCGGGACCUGCGUCGACAGCUGAGGAAGGCGGUUAUGGACCACAUCUCCGACUCCUUCCUGGAGACCAACGUGCCCCUGCUGGUGCUCAUCGAGGCGGCCAAGAGCGGCAACGAGAAGGAGGUCAAAGAGUACGCCCAGGUGUUCCGUGAGCACGCCAACAAGCUCGUGGAGGUGGCCAACUUGGCGUGCUCCAUCUCCAACAACGAAGAGGGCGUCAAGCUGGUCCGCAUGGCCGCCACUCAAAUCGACAGUCUGUGCCCCCAGGUGAUCAACGCAGCACUCACCCUGGCGGCGCGGCCCCAGAGCAAGGUGGCUCAGGACAACAUGGACGUCUUCAAAGACCAAUGGGAGAAGCAGGUGCGCAUCCUCACCGAGGCCGUGGACGACAUCACAUCCGUCGACGACUUCCUGUCCGUGUCAGAAAACCACAUCCUGGAAGACGUCAACAAGUGCGUGAUCGCUCUGCAAGAGGGCGACGUGGACACCCUGGACCGCACAGCGGGGGCCAUCCGGGGCCGCGCAGCACGGGUGGUGCACAUCAUCAACGCCGAGAUGGAGAACUACGAACCGGGAGUGUACACCGAGCGGGUGCUGGAGUCCAUCAAGCUGCUGUCCGAGACCGUGAUGCCUCGCUUCGCCGAGCAGGUGGAGGUGGCCAUCGAGGCUCUGAGCACUGACCCCCCGCAGGCCUUCGAGGAGAACGAGUUCAUCGACGCGUCCCGCCUGGUGUACGACGGCGUCCGCGACAUCCGGAAAGCAGUGCUCAUGAUCAGGACCCCUGAGGAGCUGGAGGACGACUCAGACUUCGAACAAGAGGACUACGACGCCCGCAGCAGGACCAGCGUCCAGACCGAGGAUGACCAGCUCAUCGCCGGGCAGAGCGCCAGGGCCAUCAUGGCCCAGCUGCCCCAGGAGGAGAAGGCUAAGAUUGCCGAGCAGGUGGAGAGCUUCAGGCAGGAGAAGUGCAAGCUGGACGCCGAGGUUGCUAAGUGGGACGACAACGGCAACGACAUCAUCGUGCUGGCCAAGCAGAUGUGCAUGAUCAUGAUGGAGAUGACAGACUUCACCAGAGGGAAGGGCCCGCUAAAGAACUCCUCAGAUGUCAUCAACGCAGCGAAGAAGAUUGCUGAGGCAGGCUCCAGAAUGGACAAGCUGGCUCGCGCCGUCGCAGAUCAGUGUCCAGAUUCGGCGUGCAAGCAGGACCUUUUGGCCUACCUGCAGAGGAUCGCCCUGUACUGCCACCAGCUCAACAUCUGCAGCAAGGUCAAGGCCGAGGUGCAGAACCUGGGAGGGGAGCUCAUCGUCUCCGGGCUGGACAGUGCCACCUCCCUGAUCCAGGCGGCCAAGAACCUGAUGAACGCGGUGGUGCUGACGGUGAAGGCGUCCUACGUGGCCUCCACAAAGUACCAGAAGGUGUACGGCACGGCCGCCGUCAACUCCCCCGUGGUGUCCUGGCGCAUGAAGGCGCCCGAGAAGAAGCCGCUGGUGAAGCGCGAGAAGCCCGAGGAGUGCCAGACGCGCGUGCGGAGGGGCUCGCAGAAGAAGCACAUCUCGCCCGUGCAGGCGCUCAGCGAGUUCAAGGCCAUGGACUCCUUCUAGAACGCUCCGGAAACGAAAGAGCGGCGAAAAAACAACACCAAACCCAGCACGAGACGAGACGACGAAACUACGAAACAGAAAAAAACGUGAAAAAAAUGACGAAAAAAGUCACAGAACGAGAGAAGAAACGUCCCUUUUUACUAUGUGUUGAUCCGCCUUUGUUUGUUUUUUGCCGUGCGCGUGCAUCGGCGACGCCCUGUGGGGAGGACUAGAGUUCCCGCCAAAAAAUAAAGCGGUACGCAGCGGCAGCGGCUACCGUGAACAGAGGAAGUGUCGCCCAGCGGUGCAGGCGAGAAACACGCACUCCCUCUACUAUUUAUUACUGUCCUUAUCGUAGCUUCAUGUGUGCGAGCCAAACCCGUGUGUCACUAGAAGAGAACAUUUUAAGAAAAGGAAGGAAAUGUGGAAGAUGAUAAUAAUGAUAAUAACAGUAAUACAAGAGAGCGCAUCGGAAGGAGAGGAACGGCGAUUGUAAGCGUGACAGUGUAUACUUUGUGGCGGUCAAUAUUCUAGAUAUAUCAUUACUGUGCCACUGACUUGGCUGCUGCUUGAACACAUUUAACUGUCUGAAUGAGAACCAGUGGAUGAGACUGUAGAUUAAACACCUUAGGGAUCACACCAAUAUUAAGUAUGUUCCCUCUUAGCUUUUAUUUAUUCCCCUCCAUUAUGAAUGUUAACUAGUAGUGCUAGGAUUAACCUAUUUAGGAAAAACCUGGAAAUGUCAGGGACAAACCUCAAAGUAAUUCAUUUUCUUGUUCCUUAAAGUUAAUAAUAACGAUGAUGACGAUUUCAAAAGAUAAUAAAUGCAUACUUUGUGUUCUCCCGGGGCAACGGAAUGGCCUGUUGUAUUGCAUUUUUGAAGUCAAUUUAUUACAUGAUUACAUUAUUAACUGUAAUGUAAUCAUGAUGGCGGGUGUUGUGUAAGGUGUACUUCCAGCCACAGAGAGGACGGACUGUGGUUUUGAUCAGAGUAGAACCCCUGCGUGCAGUUCGUUUAUAUGCUCCCGUCUCUAAUAAACUCCUCAACCUCAUCCUUAA